AUGAAUUACUUACUCUGUCUGCGCGCCAUUAUCGAUUUUCCCCGUCCUGAGUUUGCCUGCAGCCGUCAUGGCUGACGCAGAUGCCGGGGCUGCAGCUCAAUUUUCGGAACCCUUGGAUCUUGUCCGCCUCUCUCUCGACGAGGUCGUCUUCGUGAAACUUCGUGGAGAUCGUGAGCUCAAGGGCCGCCUACAUGCCUAUGACAGUCACUGCAAUUUGGUCCUAGGCGACGUUGAAGAAACAAUUUAUAUCGUCGAGGAGGAUGAAUCUGAGCAGGAAGUCAUUAAGACAAUCAAGAAGCAAGAAGAAAUGCUUUUCGUAAGAGGGGACUCGGUUGUCUUGAUAUCGCCUCAGGCCCCGUCAUAGGCGUGCACAGCGACUAAAUUUGGAAAACCGUAAGGUUUACGAUUCAAUAACAUCCUACCCAGAGGGAAAUAUGUUUUGCGCCGGAACGGCAUAUUGGGCAGCAAAUACUUGGCUGCGGUUUUCGGUUUAAUCGCUCUGGGAUACAGAUCAGUGGGAUUUCCGUAUUAACAGCAACAUGUGUUUAUUGUUUUUAAGCCACGCAUAAGUAUGUGGAAUUUGUUAGAUAGAUCAAAAAGAUGACUCGAUCGUCUCCUUCCAAUGGCGAAGAGAGCACUCGGCGUUCCGAAUUAGGCAAAGCAAAGCGACUUGCUCUGACCCAUAUCACAUUCUAGUGUGUUUAGCGGAAGAAUCUAAGAAUCUACAAGU
Messenger RNA from Histoplasma capsulatum G186AR, 730 nucleotides. Its product is annotated as U6 snRNP-associated protein Lsm3. NCBI's taxonomy places the organism in Eukaryota, Fungi, Ascomycota, Eurotiomycetes, Onygenales, Ajellomycetaceae. The transcript has 4 exons. The coding region runs from base 68 to 364 and encodes 98 amino acids. Gene Ontology annotation, molecular function: RNA binding. Gene Ontology annotation, cellular component: catalytic step 2 spliceosome; P-body; precatalytic spliceosome. Gene Ontology annotation, biological process: mRNA splicing, via spliceosome; P-body assembly. The record is from RefSeq and is a predicted model, not a curated record.